AUGAGUGCGAUCCAACGUCGUGGAGCAGUCUACCAAUCCAGUGGCCGAAACUCGCAGUUUUUCUCAGCAUCACAGAAUCUUCGGCGCGGAAAUCGACCUCGGCAUUCCGAUUCCCUCUCACCAUCAUACGAUAGCCUCGACUCAUCCGGAUCUAUGCAGAGCGAUGACAGAUCCAUAUACAACGCCAUCAGAGUCAACACCCCAGAUGAAUCCCGCACUCGUUUCUACGCCUCCCUCGUUCACGAAAACCCCGUCCAUGAACAAGGUUUAGCCGUAAACAUGGCCAUGUUCGUUCCUGUUGGUUCGCAAGAUGGCCCCUCACCCUUGAAAGACCCAACAAAGCAAAGAAUACGAACGAGGAUAGCAAAGAGAGCGGGACACCGAUCAAAAGUGUUCUCAGAUCAGUAUAUGCAGGCUUCACGCCGAUUGAAGCCCUCGUUGAAUGGAUCUAGCCCAAAGCGAGUCUCGAUUUCUCACCAGUCACAUCGCAAGGCUGUUUCGCUCGGAGCAAAUGGUUACAAUGACUGUCACAGACUACGAUGGCCUGCCAAUAUGGGGCUUGCGGUGGCGCCUGUUCAACCUCGAUACCCUCCACCCGAAAGAUCGCCUACACCCCCAGGUCUUCCCUCGUUCGGUACCCCCGAGGCAAUGUGUUACGCUGCGCGGUAUAUGGCCCGAGACAACACCCCACACUUGGGCCGACAUGCUGGUUAUUGUGACGAACGCUCCACUUCGUACAGUGAUAGCUUGAGGCGAUUUUUCGGUUUAUCGCCUUCAGCAUCGCGUGCGAGCCAACUUUCUGGUACUGGGAUUGGAAGAGCCGAAGACGGAACACUCGUGCAAGGUCGGUUUCCGUAUCGACAGAGUGGCCAUGGAAUGAAUAUAGCACGGCAAUUGAAUGAACAUCCGUUCCAUGAGCGCUUUCUCCCUGUUGCCAGUCCUCCGGCUGUCUAUCAAGGUCGCGAGGCUGAUGUUGAAGCUGCAUAUGUGAAGCAAACCUCUCGUCGCUCAAACAGAUUUAUUCAGCCGCGUUCUUCCCAUAGAAGCCAACGGCUACCUCCUGGCGAUUAUCUUCCUUCGAACCCACCCCCUGUUACGAUCCGUCGACCGGGGCAGCCUAGGCCCUCGGCUUUUCUUCGUUUGCCGCCUAGUCUAUAUGGUCUCGACGGAUCACCCAGAAGUGCCACAUCUGCAGUACCAGUGGAAAGCUCUGUCUUAGGGGUCAGGACAACUGGAGACCAUCAGCCAUCAAACCCCUCAAACCUCCAAUCUGUCCUCACGAUAGCUGUCCGUGGCGGCGGAGGCGAUGAGCCAAACACUGCCACUUCCGUAUGUUCAAACGCCUUGUCUUGGGUUCAAAGUCAACCAUGUCUGAGCUGCUGUUUGGGUGGCCCUGAUAACGAGGAAGCGGACCAAUCUCUUGAUGUGAUCAGCUCCCGGGAUACAUAUACCACUGCCCACAGCCAGGUAUCGCCUGUCGAAUCUCACAAUGAACCAGAACUACUCGUGGGAGAUAAACGGAUUGGGUUCCAGGGCCUGCGGUCUUGGAUCUCUUCUUUGUAUGGCGUCAUGUUCCCUACUCUGGUGAACCCCGCUGUGGUAUAA
Molecule: messenger RNA, 1605 nt
Organism: Penicillium nucicola
Lineage: Eukaryota; Fungi; Ascomycota; Eurotiomycetes; Eurotiales; Aspergillaceae
Exons: 1
Coding region: 1-1605 (534 amino acids)
Source: RefSeq, a predicted model, not a curated record